GUUCUGAAUGUGAUGGAGGGAGAACGCCGCACACGCACGGAUAAGCCGAGGCGCAUGACCCGGUGUUUCAAUGCAGAUGGUGUUGGAAUUGUUCGUGUAUUUGCGUGUAGGUGAGCUGCGGUAGCCUGGAGUUUCACUCGGUGAUGAUCGAUUCGUGUUUGCCGCUUCCCGAAACAUGUUUUCUGCGAGAGAUGAGGUAUGGUUCAGCAUCUCAUGUACGGCGAAGAGCACCAUGAGUUGAGACUCACCGUCUUGUUUUUUCCCUCUUAAGGAACCCUGGCGAACACGAGGAGUGCAACGGAGAGAAAGAAACAUGAACGGCCCCACUGGUCCUGUCGAGCAGUUUCCGCACAAGGUCCUCAGCUUUGUACCCAAUUUUGUGGUCGUGUGCAACAUUCCAUAUUGCUAUCCCUCUUUGCCAGUAUGGCAAUGAUCGUGUGUGCUGCUCUGUCAAUUCUUCCACAGGCUGUGUCGAUGUGUAUGCCUGUGUAUGCUACAGCUCGACCUUAUAAAAACACGAAAAUUCUACGUGAAGCGCGAUAUUGAAAAGCGAAUAUACCAGUCGAAAAAAACAUCAUAACGUCGAGUUCGUCCCUGUAUCGAAAGCGCCGUCUUAUCCUUGAAGAAGAGGAACGAAUUAUGCGGGAAGAACGUGAUGCAAUGGAGGCUUCCGGCUCUGUUUCGGUACCGGGAUCGGGGGCUUCCGGCUUUGCUUCGGAGCCGGCAUCAGAGACCAUGAAUUUAGAUGUUUUAUAUGAUUCCAAUAUUGUAUCAGUAGAUAGCGUUGGUGGUGGUAUAGUGGGUAGUAGUAUAGAUGUAAAUACUAACGAUAUUGAUGAUGAAGUAGAAGAACCGGCUGAACUUCGCGAUGAUUUUUGGACGGAAGCUUAUAGCUUCUUGAACGAUUUUUCAUCGUUGAAAGACGCUUUGAAGUAUUUGGCAGUGGCAGGGCAUCUUUCUCGAAGUUUUCUCAACUUGCUGUUGGCGAUUUUAAGAAAGUUUGGACACCCUGAUCUACCGAAAGACGCUCGUUUGCUUCACAAAAUACCCAGAGUAAGCAAUGAGAUUCAAACCGUUGCAAGUGGACGUUUUUGGUAUCCGGGUAUUGAGGUUGCCCUUUGAAAUGUUUUUAAAAAUAGCCCUCCACAAGUGACGAAUUUAAGCCUUCAAGUAUCGAUUGGUGGACUUCCACUUUUCAAAAGUAGUGUCACUCAGUUUUGGCCAAUUCUAUUCAAGGUAGAAGAGAUAUCCGAUUGUCCGGUAAUGGUAGCGGGUAUAUUAAGCGGCCAAACCAAACCCGGUAGUCUCGUGCAAUUCCUGCGUCCAAUAGUUGACGAAAUUAACAAUUUACGUUCAACAGGCAUACAGUUUGGUGAACAUGUACUUCCAGUUGUAUUAAGGCCUUCAUUGCUGAUUCCCCAGCACGGGCUUUUAUUAAGUCUGUUAUGGGAUUUUCGGGUAAACACGGUUGCACGAAGUGCACUACCGUUGGAGUGCAUGUACAACCCGAAAGUAAGGUAAUUUUUAAUCCUUCACCUGCACCCGCGCGUACUGAUACUAGUUUCCGUGCAAGAGAGGAUAAAGAACACCAUAAGACAAUACAUACCCCCUUAGAAGACAUUGAAGGUUUAGAUAUGAUCAAGAGCUUUCCAGUUGCUGAUCGAUUGCAUCUUCUUGAUUUGGGUGGUAGUCGUAAAUUUCUGCAGGGAUUUAUGAAUAAUAAAAUGGUUAGCUUUGAUCGGUGGACAAGUGAU
This is a messenger RNA of Anopheles stephensi (Asian malaria mosquito), 1754 nucleotides long. RefSeq lists its product as uncharacterized. The transcript has 4 exons. Bases 640 to 1122 code for a protein of 160 amino acids. The record is from RefSeq and is a predicted model, not a curated record. NCBI's taxonomy places the organism in Eukaryota, Metazoa, Arthropoda, Insecta, Diptera, Culicidae.